UCAGAUCUAUGACUAUCAGCAGGUGUGUUCAGCGUGAGAGCUGGUUUACUUUCUGUGCCAGUUGAUCUCAGGUGACACACUAGAGGGUUAUUAUGGCUUGUUACACUCUCUGGAGACUGUGGUGUGUGUGCGUGUGUGUGUGUGUGUGUGAGAGAGAGAGAGAGAGAGAGACUGUGGGCAGUGUGCAAAGUACUGUCCGUCUUUUUGAGUGUCUGCAUCUUUUUCCUGUAGGUGAGUUGUCAUUAUUCUGCUUAAUAGAGGUCCACCUCACCUUAAUGCUUUGAAGUGAUUCUCUUUAAUUUUUUAAGAUUCAUUAACGACCAUGUUCAAUUAAUUGCUUGACUUUUUAUUUGUUAGUGAAGUUAAGCAAAAAAUGUUAUAAAUAAUCUAAAAUUUGUUGAAACAUUUUUUUGGCUUAACUUCACUAAAGAAUUAAUAAAUAAUUCAAUAAAAAAUUUCAUUUAGAUCCAAAACCAGCACUUUCUUGGACUGUGUAAAGUGAAGUCUAGUGUCUAUUAAUAAAUAGCAACAAUAAUGAGAAAUAACUGAUUAAAAUGUGUAUAGUAGUAGUAGUAGUAGUAGUAGUAGUAGUAUAUUAACACAGUAGUCCACAUGAACACAGGAUGGUGAUGUUGCCCAAAAGCAAAGACUAAAUUCUUAUUAGCAUACACUAUUAGCUUCCACCGUCUUUCUAAUACUGUAUAUUUGAUUUGAAAACAUCUUUAAGAAGUAUUAAAUAAAAACUUCUACACUGACAGGUCAACAGGUCAAAGAGGAACUGAAAAUGAAAAUUGUGUGAAUUGUAUUUUAAUCGAAAACGUUCCCAAAAAUGCAAAUUAUAAAUGAUGGUUGAUAAAUAAUUUCAUUUAAUAUGAUUUUGACUACAGCAGAAUAAAGAAGCAGUACAUAUAAAGAGCAGUACAUUGAUUAUUAAAGAAAUACUGUUUAUAAAGUAGGGAUUGGGUGCAAGAAAACAUGCUGUAACUUCGUACUAAUGUAUGAUUCAUUUCAUUUCAGAUAUGAAUAAGUUUUAUGACUAUCUAGUUGCAGCUGUUGUUAGUUAAAUUUUAAUUGCCUAAUCAAACACAAAAUGUUAUUUUAUAUAAUUGUAUAAGAUUUCUUGAUGUUGAAUAAUUGGGUUGUCACUUUAAAUCUUUCUCUCUCGUUUUUGUAUUUUGUUUUUGUAAGAUUAAAUAAUCUUAUACAUUAUACAUUAACAUCUUUGAAAUAAACAAUACGGGUUUAUCAGCAUGGCCUUUUCACAGUGUCACUUGUGGAAACAGACUAGAGGUCAUCAACGUAUAUUGGUAGAUAUGGCAGACGUAAUUGGUUAACUUAAAAGAUAUGCAGGCUGCACUGACCGAUUUUUAAUCAGUUCACUGUCCCAUGUGUUAAAGGUCUUAACCUAAAUACAUUACUGCUUGUGUGGAAAGGCUACGACUAGGAUCAUAUUUCUGGAAAAAAUCAUUUCUAAAGCUUUGUUUUUUUGUAUAGUUAAGGAUUCUAGAUUUCUGAAAGGGUUUUACUUGGAACUGCUUCAAAAAGUAGAAAAAUGCCUCUGCUGUAGAGUUCAACACCACAACCUUUAAGCUUUCUCCCUGAGGGACAAAUCAGAGAACACUUUCAGGUGUUACAUGAAUCCCUUUUUUUUUGUUUUGCAGUGAUGCCUAAAUUUAAACUAAAUCAUUGGGUCACCAUGAGAAUCAGUGUCGCCAUAGUAACUCUGCUGCCUAUUUGCACAACAGUGCCAAACCACAGUCAGUGGCAAAGACAAAUUCUAGCUUCAACAGAAAUUCCUGCAGAACAUAUUGAUCCUGGUUCCAUUGACCUGACUCCAUUAAUAAACACACUCCUUAAUGCUUCACAUGCAGGUUCUGAGCAUUUGUUCUCUGUUCUGAGUGUGACAUCACACAGCUCUCUUGCACUGCACAAAAUCACCCUGCUGGUCUACAACAUCUCUAGUUUUCAGGACAUUGAGACCAGUAUGUUUCCCCUGAAAUACUGCUACUGUGUGACAAACAAAACCAAUGACCUCACAGAUUUCACAGCCAUAUUGCUGGAUGUGAUGGGGAACUCAACUAGCUACCUGCAGGAGCUGUUUAAAUCUAGCUCUAUUCUCUCAGUUAGCCAGAUGAGGAGCUCAGACUGUAUCUACAUCUGUGUAAUGGCUGGAAAAACAGACAGAGACCAGACCGAGCUGUGGGAUUCUGUUUCUCCACUGUUCAACCAGACCAUUAUAGAGCACACACACACAGGUCACAUGACAGCUGUACCUUCUGCUGUGUCACUGGCAACUGGGUGGAAUACUACUAAUACUACACCUACAUCAGUUCCCCCAGUAACAGUGCCUGUUAGUGUUCUCAUCCCAACAUCAGACACUGUUCCAACAGCAACUCAAACAUCACCAGCCAGAAGCACUGCAGUUCGACCUGGACCUUCAGCCACAACUACCACCCGACCUGCACACCCUACUGUUUCCAUGACAACCACAUCUACAAUUGAUCCAAUGCCGGCUGAUAAGCCAACAGAAAUAUUAACACCAAUUCCUGUGAAAACCGCUACAACAAAAACCAGUCCAGCUACCAGCAGAACCCCUCACAUGGACAAACCAGGUUGCCCAUGGCGAUCAGAGCUUAUCUAUAGAGGAAGUCAGAGAGCGGACCAGAAAGAAUCUCUGGAUGUGGACCUGAGUCCAACAAUCAGCACAAUAAAGCUGCAGCCAUGUGUAUUUGAGCUGUGCAAGUUUUUCUCCCAGUGCCUUUGCAGAGGAUUCAGCCAGAAAAUUAGUCUGCAGAGGUACUGCAUAGACAGUCAUUUUUGGUACGAAAAGCACACAGUGGAGGUCUGCAAUCGUGUCAAAAGAAUCGCCUUCUCCAAGAGUUUGAAGCAGAAGUGCCUGGAGAAGAUGUGUGUUUAAAUGUGAGAAGAGCAUGAUGUCCCUGCAAGACUGUUACCGAGCAACAGACCAAAUCCCUGAACUCUUUCACCUCUGAAAGAAAUGGAAUAUGAGAGAGAGAGAGAGAGAGAGAGAGAGAGAGAGAGAGAGAAAGAGAGAUGGUAUUGGAUGUCGUACAUUACCAUUAAA
Hemibagrus wyckioides is the source of this 3085-nucleotide messenger RNA. RefSeq names its product HERV-H LTR-associating protein 1. Bases 1664 to 2917 code for a protein of 417 amino acids. Lineage: Eukaryota; Metazoa; Chordata; Actinopteri; Siluriformes; Bagridae. The record is from RefSeq and is a predicted model, not a curated record. The transcript has 12 exons.